Molecule: messenger RNA, 288 nt
Organism: Ilex paraguariensis (yerba mate)
Lineage: Eukaryota; Viridiplantae; Streptophyta; Magnoliopsida; Aquifoliales; Aquifoliaceae
Source: the annotation of a GenBank genome assembly
AUGUCUGCUUCUAGGGUUGUGCCCAGAUUAUCUUCACUUUCUCACAAACUCUUCAAUGCUAAACCAACCACACAUUCGAUUUCUCCAUUGAAAGCGAUCUCUCAAUCCCCGCUUUUCGCUUCACCAAAACGCAUUUCUGCUGUGUCAAGAUUACCAGUGGAGCUGAGCUGUUUAAUGUCUAUGAUGCCUUUGCAUAGCGCAAUUGCUUCUGCUCGUCUGAGAUCAUUUCUGUCUGUAGAGUCUCAGAGCUGGGGUUUGAUUCCCCAAGGCAUCUCAAUGCCUUUAUGA